GUAUAUCCGCUCUCUUUCUCCGCCAUUUUAUGUCGCUUUUCUAUUGUUCAUAAUUGAAGUUAGCAGGGGCGGCGGAGCGAUUUACUGCGCAUUAAAACAUUUUUGGAUAUUGCUCAGUGGACAUCAGCAAAAUAGGGUAAAGGAGCAAGAAUCCAAGGUCAUCAUAGAAUACGACACACGUGGAUUUUUCUCUCAGGGUUCGAUCUCAACCUCGGUCGGAAAAUAUGAUGGACGACGAAACACCCAAGACCCUGUAUGUGGGGAACCUGUCCCGGGAUGUGACUGAAGCCCUCAUCAUGCAGCUGUUUGGACAGAUCGGCCCCUGCAAGAGCUGUAAAAUGAUAGUAGACACGGCAGGUAAUGACCCAUACUGCUUUGUGGAGUUCUACGAACACAGGCACGCUGCCUCGUCACUCGCAGCAAUGAAUGGUCGUAAAAUAAUGGGUAAGGAGGUCAAGGUGAACUGGGCCACAACCCCUAGCAGCCAGAAGAAAGACACAAGCAAUCACUUCCAUGUUUUCGUUGGAGACCUCAGUCCUGAAAUCACCACGGAUGACAUCAAAGCUGCUUUCGCCCCCUUUGGGAGGAUAUCUGAUGCUCGGGUGGUGAAAGACAUGGCUACUGGCAAAUCUAAAGGCUAUGGCUUUGUGUCCUUCUUCAACAAAUGGGAUGCAGAGAAUGCCAUCCAACAGAUGGGAGGUCAGUGGUUGGGAGGACGGCAGAUCAGGACUAACUGGGCCACCAGGAAGCCCCCUGCGCCCAAAGCCACCUACGAGACAAACACCAAACACCUGUCGUUUGAAGAGGUUGUGAACCAGUCCAGUCCCAGCAACUGUACCGUCUACUGUGGAGGUGUCACAACAGGCCUCACAGAGCAACUGAUGAGGCAGACCUUCACCCCCUUCGGUCAGAUCAUGGAGAUCAGAGUUUUCCCAGACAAAGGCUACUCAUUUGUGAGGUUCAACUCCCACGAGGGAGCGGCCCACGCCAUAGUGUCAGUGAACGGGACGUCCAUAGAUGGUCACGUGGUGAAGUGUUACUGGGGGAAAGAAACCACAGACAUGGUCAGCCCCAUGCAGCAGGUACAGAUGCCUCAGGUAAGACCGCAGCAGAACAAAAUAGGUUUUGCGGCGCAGCCCUACGGCCAGUAUGCCCAGUGGUACGGUAACGCCCAGCAGAUUGGCCAAUACGUCCCAAACGGGUGGCAGGUGCCCACCUACGGAGUCUACGGACAGGCCUGGAACCAGCAGGGAUUCAACCAUUUACAGGCGGGUGCAGGGUGGACGGGCGUGGGAGCCGUCAGUAAUGGCGGUGUGGUGGAGCCUGGACAGGGAGUCAAUGGGACUGUGCUGGCCAACCAGUCCGGCAUGGGCACCGCUGGCUACCACACCCACUGAUCAGCGUUGGCCUGGCGGCCCAGAGUCGGCCUCCUACCCUCCACAACAGGGAUCCUAUACAGGGGGUGGGGGGGCCAACAUGUGCCCUGUCUUUUACAACAUGAUUAAGAACUCUAUGACGGGGAGGGGGGG
This is a messenger RNA of Salvelinus sp. IW2-2015, 1529 nucleotides long. RefSeq names its product cytotoxic granule associated RNA binding protein TIA1. Gene Ontology annotation, molecular function: RNA binding. Lineage: Eukaryota; Metazoa; Chordata; Actinopteri; Salmoniformes; Salmonidae. The record is from RefSeq and is a predicted model, not a curated record.